Messenger RNA from Metopolophium dirhodum (rose-grain aphid), 1755 nucleotides. RefSeq names its product lysosomal acid phosphatase-like. Gene Ontology annotation, biological process: dephosphorylation. The transcript has 7 exons. Bases 344 to 1549 code for a protein of 401 amino acids. The record is from RefSeq and is a predicted model, not a curated record. Gene Ontology annotation, molecular function: phosphatase activity. NCBI's taxonomy places the organism in Eukaryota, Metazoa, Arthropoda, Insecta, Hemiptera, Aphididae.
CACAUAAUAUGUGCACGAUUAUUACGUUUUGUACUAUGGUCUUACCGACAGCGUAUAACAAAGUACAAAUUAAUAGUGUGUAUGGUUAUCUGUACUUACUAGUUUAAGAAAUUCCGUUUGUUAUAAAUUAUAUUCAUUUUACUGUUAUUUAAUUAAUCAAUAUAUUUUUAAUGGCAUUAAUAUUUUGGUUGUAUUAUAAAUUAUAAUGUUUAUGUGAUUGACCAUCGGGCAUGGGUGUGUGGCUGUAUCAAUAUGCCUACUAAUAUUUUCAACUAUUUAGGCACUCGUAAUACUCAUACGCGUUAAGCCAACUAGUAUAAUUGCUACACCGUUAUUAGUCAUUAUGUCUCAAAAUGAGAACAACCAAAAUAACAUUUCUCCAAAAAAGGCAUCAGAAUUGAGAAAUGAAAAAAGAGGAGCAUUCGCGGCUAUAUUAUUGUCAGGAGUGAUUAUCGCUGUAUUCGUGGUGUAUUAUUUAAUACUAGGAGAGGAAUCACGGAAAAAAAAUUCUUUACAACUCAUUAUAGCCAUUUUUAGACAAGGAGAUCGAAGUCCAUUGAAAUGGGAAACUUAUCCUAAUGACAUGUAUGCACCUACGAGCGAAGGGACAUGGCCAGAUGGCCUUGGGCAGUUGACAAAUGCAGGAAAAUUAAAGUCCUAUGAAUUUGGAAGACGAUUUCGAAAGCGAUACACGAAAUUUCUCCCAGUCGCCUACAACAGUAGCUUUAUUUUGGUACAGAGUACAGAAACUGAUCGUACACAAAUGACGGCGUCGGCAUUUUUAGCAGGAGCGUUUCCGCCCAGUGGCAAACAAAUUUGGAACAACGAUUUACAAUGGAUACCUAUACCAAUCCAUUCGAUACCUCUAAAUCAAGACAACAUGCUUAGAGUUACAAAGCCCUGCCCUGCUUAUGACGCAGAAUUUGAAAAAGCAAAAAAUGAAACUGAAAAACAAAUGUUAUUUAAAUAUGAAACUUUCUUCAACUAUAUAUCUAAUCACACAGGUUUAGAAAUAAAACAUCUUUCAGACGUUGAAAAUAUAUUCAAUUCAUUAACUAUACAGCAAAGAAAUCAUCUGACUUUGCCAUCAUGGGUAAAAGUAAAAAAUUAUAUGGGUCUUAUGGAAAAUAUUGUCUUAGAAUGGUUGGUUACUUAUUCAAAAACGGAUUUCAUGAAAAAAUUAAGGUCCGGAAAACUCAUUGGAGAAAUAGUUAAAGUGAUGAGAGACAAAAUGGAUGGAAGAUUAUACCCUGACAGAAAAAUGUUUGCUUUCUUUAGUCAUGAGCAGACGUUAAUUGAUUUUUUACAUACAUUGGGAAUGAAAAAUCUUUUUAAGCCUAGUUACGGAGCCGCAGCUUUUGUUGAACUACACAAAAUCAAAGAAGAAUUUUAUGUAAAAAUAAUGUACACGAAAACCUACGACACUCCAGAUAUUCUAUCUCUAGAAAUGGCAGGCCAAACUAGUUUUUUACCAACAUUAGAAGAUUUCAUAAUAUCAACCGAAAAUUAUGUACCAAAAAACUGGGAAAAAGAAUGCCAGCUUAAAUAACAUUUGACUAAUAUCAAUUUAAAUUUAUAUUGUAUACAUUAAGAUAUAAGUUAGUUGCGUAUAUUAUGUCCAUUAAUAAUUGUAAAUUGAUUACCUUUAAUUAAUAAUUUUUAUUCGCUAUUUCGGCUACUUUGAAUUAUAAUUUAUAAGUACCUAUAGGUAUUUCUGUAUUGCAAAUGAAUAGAACGUAGAUUGUGUAAGCUUUA